Messenger RNA from Linepithema humile (Argentine ant), 3201 nucleotides. Lineage: Eukaryota; Metazoa; Arthropoda; Insecta; Hymenoptera; Formicidae. The record is from RefSeq and is a predicted model, not a curated record.
GGGGCAAUCCGCGGCGCGGCCGCGGCGUGGAAGAAAGUCAGCCUACCGAGUGGCUCAUCAGUCCGGCACGGUGCGGUGUCCCGAAUGCACGUUGAACCAUCGAUUUUCCGCCUGUCGUUGCCACGUGAUUCCGCUCCGAUCGCCACGCAAGCUACGCGAACGCGUUCGUUCACCGAUAUCGAGUGGAACCCGCCAGCCGACUCCGGAACACGUCGAUGCAUCUCUCGACCGACAGGUGUACGCGCGGCGUAGUGAGGCAGCGGUCCAUCGCGUCAAUUGAGCAUCUAUAUUUAGAUGAAAUCACGUGUAUAUAGUACGAGUAUUUGAAAAAAUUUCAUCGGAGAGUACGCGUGUAGAUUGUUAAAUAAGAAAGGAGUGCGCGGAGGGAUUAGAAAAUUGUGAAUCCAAGAUUGAUCGGUAUCUGUGCUACAAUACGAAUCGUGGCAACGACCGAGGGAUUUAACAAUACUCACGAAUGGCAGAUGAAUGGGAGUGGCCGGCAUUCCAGCGGAGCGUAAAGAUCACCGCGCUUGUCAUGAAUUAAGACCGAUUCAGAAAAUGGACAUCGCCAAGGGCACAACGGAGGAGUUCGUGACGGUGGUCAGCGUCGGCAGUCAGCCACCGCCUGAGAAUUUUGUGACCGUUUUAUCAAUCGGUAACGGAAAAAAGGACGAUGAGGAAACGUCGACGGGCAAGAGUGCGGCGAACGGGAUGGACGGACAUCUCGAAGAGGAAGUCGAAGUCUUCAGGUUGCCCGGAGAACGGCUAGGUUUCGGCCUCAAAUUCGAAGGCGGAAACAAAACUUCCGAGCGGGUCAGAAGGCUGUUCGUGCAGAGCUGCGCGGAGCAGAGCCCCGCCAGCAGAGCGAAGUGUUCGUGGGGCACCCUGGGCGAAGGAGACGAGGUACUCUCGAUCGACGGUAUACCGGUGACACACAUGACCCGACUGGAUUGCGUGAGGAGGUUGAAAGAAUCGCAACUUGUCAUCAGGCUGAUGGUGAGAUGUCGCGGCGCCCUCAGGCCGGAAGUCGUGAGCGCCGAAAGGAAGAUCGAAAAAAGCAAGGUGCCUCCGGAACUACCCGCGGCGCCCCCACCCGUGCCACCGAGGAAGCUGAGGCACCCCCGUGGAUCCGCGGACGGCGAGGCGAAUCCUAGUCCCGUCAAGAAGUUGUGGAACAGUUCGAAAUCGCAGAACGGAUCGCAGAACGGCUCGCAGCACAGCUCGUCGGCUUCGCAGCAGGUCGGACUGCAGUGCGUGACCAAAGUAAGCUCGUACGAGAGCUGCGAAUCCUCGCCGAGGAGCGUGAACGGAACGUAUCAGGAAAGCCCGAAGGGAUCGCCGAAGGACCGUUCGCCGGAGUUCGCGAAAUUGAAGCAGGAACCGCCUGAAGCAAUGGUUUAUCUGGACGCGCGAUCGCAGUGCGGCUCCACGCAUGGCAGCACGUCCGACGAUACCGGCAGCUCCAUGUCUACCGUGGUCGACAGAUUCUCGACGUCGGAUCGCGUGUCGACGAUUUCCACGACGUCCACGGCAUCGACUGCCGGUUCCGAGCAACAGUUGAACGAAUUCCCGGGCGUUGAUCGGGACGCUUUCGACCGGUCGUCCGAUCGCGACGCGUUGCUGUCGCGAGCGAUCUGCCCGCUCGAGCAUCUCGAGCGAGACUUCUCUCAUCCACCUGAUUACUUGCUUCGUCGUCUCGCUAGUUCCGAGGCGGUGACGCACGUGGAAUCGCGGGGUGAGGUCGAGCGAAUUACGGCGGUUGUCGCGCCGAACACGGUGCUGAUCGAGGAGACGAUUACCCUUCAACCGCCGCUCAGCUUUCAGGACGCCCCGCUGAGUUACGGGCACGAAGCCAGGCCGGAUCUCUUCUACACGGCUGAUUUAGCGGCCGACUCAACGACGCAUUUCAGACCAAUUAAGGAUGACGUAGAGCUCGUGGAGCGCGUCAACGGCAACCACGAGGAGUUCCGCGUUUCCAGCGCGGAGCGGUGCAACGGCGACAGAUCGUCGCCGCCGCCGUUGCCGGCUCGAAAUCAUGUAAAUAGGAUCUGCGUGAAUCAGACGCAGGCGAGCGAAUCCGAAAACAGCACGCGUCCGCGAAUCUCCGCGACGGUGCCCAUCUCGCCCGAGAGAGAAGUGCCGGAAGCUCCCUUAUUACCGCCGAAGCCGUUGCCGAGGAAGGACGUCAAAGCGCGACGAAAAAGGCCACCUCCGCCACCACCGCCGCCGAUUAUCACGCCGCGACGGGACGUUAAACCUUCGCUGUCAAUCGAAUCGAAUUAUGCCAAGAAAGAAAACGAGAAUCUUUCGCAAGCUGAAAGUAAUGAAUACGUUUCGGCAGAAUCGUGUGAUUCGUCACCAAGCAAAAACAGUGCUCUCCACGAAAAGAGUCGAGAAAUCGAAAACUCAGUUUGCUUCAAUAACGACGAAGACAAAACUGUAAGCUCGGAAGAAGACGCGCAAACAAACAAAGUUUUCGAGAUUAUUGAGAUCAGAGUGGCUAAAAGUUUGCAGUCCGAUCAGAAAGAGGAGGCAAAGAACGAGCUGGAUAGCGCGCCGGAAACGGCGAAGUACGAGCAGAAAGAAAUUAAAGAAGAAGCAAAUACUAAAAACAAACAAGAGCAAUCGGCGAGUGAUUCGAAUAGAACGUUAGUGGAGCACCAAAAUACGAAUGUGGAAUCGAUUGAAAAACGCAUUGACGAAUUCAACAAGAAAGGAGAGCGACAUAUUGAUUCGGAAAGUUCUCAUCGAGAUGGAACAGACAAUAUUUUCAAGGAAACAUUUUCAUCAAAUACGAAGGAGACAACGUCAGUCGACAAUUCCGCGCUGCGCGAGAGCGAGGACGACGAAACUUAUCAAUCGCUGGAUGAAGUGAACGACGACAUGAAGAAUCCGGAGAUAAAUCGAAUACUGGAAGAUGAGGAAAUUGUGGAAGAUGAGGAGACAACCGACGAAAGCGACGACGGCGACUAUUAUUGGCAGAGCAAUCUCGCCACCAUCGGCGAAGAGGAAGAAACAACUUCCCUGGAAUACAUGAAUGCCAACACAGAUGUGGACGAUUCCAGCAAACCGACGGUGGAGCCGGAAGAGUCGCCUUCUGCAAUCAAGAAAGAAGUGUUUGUUAAGAACGCUAUGAAUCGGUUAUUGCGACAACAAUUUGCCGUGAAAUUGUUAGGUGAAGGUACCUCGAAUAGCGAAUGA